Molecule: messenger RNA, 2028 nt
Organism: Cynoglossus semilaevis (tongue sole)
Lineage: Eukaryota; Metazoa; Chordata; Actinopteri; Pleuronectiformes; Cynoglossidae
Product: cerebellar degeneration-related protein 2-like
Exons: 6
Coding region: 429-1757 (442 amino acids)
Source: RefSeq, a predicted model, not a curated record
AUCAAUUCAACCAUCCAUCCAUCCAUCCAUUCAUCCAUCCAUCCUCCCUCCGUGCCCGGCCCUGACAGCAGCAGCAUCUUCCCUGCUGUCAGCCGAUGGCGCCGGCCGGUCAGCUGCUCCUCCAUAACAAAGAGCUUCCUGUCAUGAUGACGUCAGUCACGAUACAUUAGCUCCAUCACCUCUGACAGCCAGUGAUGCGAUUAGUCUUAUUUGACAACAACAGCAUGGGAUUACUUCCUGUUGGGAUUAUCUGAUAGUAAUCAUUUACAGCUGGAUAUAACCCACCUCCAUUAGCCUGGUGUCUGCCAGCCUUGUGGCCCACAUGUGGUGUCCAGACUGUGGCCUGUAACCCAGACCUCCACCUGGCAGCUGAGCUGGGGAAGACUCUGCUGGAGAGGAACAAGGAGCUGGAGGACUCGCUGCAGCAGAUGUACAUCAGCAAUGAGGAGCAAGUGCAGGAGAUCGAGUACUUAUCGAAGCAGCUGGAGGUUCUGCGAGACAUGAACGAGCAGCACGCCAAGGUGUACGAGCAGCUGGACGGAACCGCCAGAGAACUGGAACGUACCAACCACACACUGGUGACGGACAGCAAGACCUCGCAGCAGAAGAUAGAAAGUCUCACAGGAACUAUUGAGUCCCUGCAGAACCAGGUAGAGACCCUUUCUGGCCAGGUGGAGCAGCUGCGCUCCAUGGAACAACUAAGAGUCAAGAGGGAGAAAAGAGAACGACGCAAGACCAUCCACUCCUUCCCUUGCCUGAGGGAGCUCUGCACAGCUCCUGGGUACGAGGAUGAGUUCGUAGUGGGUAGGGCCGAGAGCUUCACCGUGGAACCAAAGCGUCAGCCGUUCGAAGAAGAGAACCAACACCUGAGGGAGGCGGUGUCAGCCCUGCGAGCUGCCGUCCGGACAGAGAGGGGACGCAGAGAGGGCGUGGAGAGGGAGUGCAACCUCCUACUGGCGGAAUAUUCAAGGCUGCAGGGACGAGUGCAGGAUGCCGAGGGCCACCAGGCCAGAGUACGUGAGCUAGAGGUGGAGCUGCAGGAGCUGCAGCAGCUCCGUCGCGCUCGGACUUUUCUUCUGAGUGGUGAGGACGACGGUGUGACUCUCACCCAGACUGUCCUCAACAGCACACCGGAGACCGACACAUUCCUGGAUGUGGAGGUUGUUGAGACAGGGGGAGGCAUAAGGGAGGAGAGUGAAGGUGGAGGUGGAGUCGGAGGUGAGGCCUUACCCGAGUCCAACCCUGUGAGGAAAAGCUGCAGCGACACAGCCCUCAAUGCCAUCGUGGCCCGGGAUGCGUCCGGUCGUAGGAGAGGCAGCUACGCCCUACAUGCUAACAGUGUGAGGAAAAGAGGGAUGUCCAUCCUGAGGGAGGUGGAUGAGCAGUACCACACGCUGUUAGAGAAAUACGAAGAGUUGCUCGGGAAAUGUAGACGCCACGAGGAGAGCCUCUGUCAUGCGGAGGUUCAGACUUCCAGGCCAGUCUCCCGGGACCCCUCCAUGAAAGACUGUGCCAUGGGCCCCAUUCCGGUGCCACCUCCAACCCCAAACCAAUCGCCCUCCACACCUGAGGCCAUCGAGAGCAUCAGUAAGCAGGUGGAGGCGGUAGAUAAACGUCUUGGCCAAAACACACCAGAAUACAAGGCUCUUUUUAAGGAGAUCUUCUCUCGUAUCCAGAAGACAAAGAUGGACAUCAAAGCUUCCAAAGCUGCUAAAGCUAGCAAGUCUGGAAAAUCUGGGAAAUCUAGUAAACACUAAUGGUUUGCUGAUGAGCUAUAACAGGGCGCUGCUAGUGCUUAAAUGACUAAAUAAGAUGAUUAAACUGUGGAGGCAGAGUUAUAGUCGUCCUGCCUGCGUGUCGAUGUAAGGUUUAUCCAUGUGACUCCAAGGUCAAUGUCCAGCCUUACAAGGUUGUUUGUUUAGCAUGAAUGGAACCAGAUGAGUUCAUACCUAACGUACCAAGCGCCUUGCGAACAGGUUGAGGUACAGUAUGACUAAACCCUAACCUUCCUCAGUGUGGGUGCUAUGG